GGCCCAUUGCGUUGCGACGCUUGAGGUGUGUAAUCUAUCUGGCAACCCGGCGCGUAAGAAGUUUGUCUUCAUACAAGAUGGCAACCACAGGAGUAGGAUCAGCGGAUGUGGUGGUGCCACGAAACUUUCGAUUAUUGGAAGAACUUGAACAAGGACAAAAAGGAGUUGGUGAUGGAACCAUCAGUUGGGGUUUGGAGGAUGACAGUGAUAUGACCCUGUCACACUGGACAGGCAUGAUCAUUGGCCCCCCUCGAACUGCUUUUGAGAAUAGAAUGUAUAGUUUGAAGAUUGAGUGUGGUAUGAAAUAUCCAGAGGAGUGCCCACUGAUCAGAUUUACAACUCGUAUCAAUAUGAAUGGUGUGCACAACACAACAGGAAUGGUUGACAAACGAAUGGUGAGCAUCUUGGUCAAAUGGCAGCGCAACUAUACGAUCAAAACGCUAUUGCAAGAGUUAAGAAGGAUGAUGACCCUUAAAGAAAACAUGAAGCUGCCCCAACCACCAGAGGGAACCAAUUUUUAAGUUGUUAUUACGGAAAAAAUGAUGUCGUCGUCGUCGUCAUGGUGGAAAAUAAUAAAAGGAAACUUUCAUUCUUUCUUUGCGGAACGUUCAUCCUAUUGGCCUAAUCCCCUUCUCAAAAAUGAUGUAAAAUCUUAUAGCUUCAUUGGAAUAUAGGCCAAUACACAUGCAAGUCAAAUA
Molecule: messenger RNA, 698 nt
Organism: Daphnia pulicaria
Lineage: Eukaryota; Metazoa; Arthropoda; Branchiopoda; Diplostraca; Daphniidae
Gene: Uev1A
Product: ubiquitin-conjugating enzyme E2 variant 2-like
Exons: 4
Coding region: 78-521 (147 amino acids)
Biological process (GO): DNA damage tolerance; protein K63-linked ubiquitination
Cellular component (GO): nucleus
Source: RefSeq, a predicted model, not a curated record